Molecule: messenger RNA, 276 nt
Organism: Meloidogyne enterolobii
Lineage: Eukaryota; Metazoa; Nematoda; Chromadorea; Rhabditida; Meloidogynidae
Source: the annotation of a GenBank genome assembly
AUGUUACAACUUUGUGAAAUAAUUGAAGAAUAUGGAAAUAAAAUAAAAGGAGAAAAUGGAAUUAAUUAUAAAAUAAUUACUUUUGGUUAUUUAUUUAAUAUUUAUGAAUAUAUUUCUGAUAAGGUUGUUGGAAUUUUACUUCGAGCAAGAAAACAUAAAAUGGUUGAUUUUGAAGGGGAAAUGCUUUUUCAAAGAAGAGAUGAAAAUAAAAUUAUUAAAUUACUUUUAAGUCGUGAAAAUAUUGAAAAAUAUUUAAAAGAAUUGGAAAUUAAUUAA